Prunus avium (sweet cherry) is the source of this 2094-nucleotide messenger RNA. RefSeq names its product NOL1/NOP2/sun family protein. The record is from RefSeq and is a predicted model, not a curated record. Gene Ontology annotation, biological process: RNA methylation. Gene Ontology annotation, molecular function: RNA methyltransferase activity; RNA binding. NCBI's taxonomy places the organism in Eukaryota, Viridiplantae, Streptophyta, Magnoliopsida, Rosales, Rosaceae.
GAAAAGGUUUUAGUCUCGGCCCAGGUUGCCACCAAAAACCCCAAGCCCGAUUGCCCGAGUCUCUGGAGCUGCUGCAAGCAAGCAAGCAAGCAAAAUGGUGUCUGCUGCUUCCCUUCCGCUUCUUUGAAUGAAGAAGAAAGCUUGGGGCUUGUCCAAAACCAUCGGCAGCUUCUUCACCAAGCAGCACAAACUCAUGGAAGAUUUCCCAGAGCGUUACUCUUACAACCCAACUCAGCGUUGGAACGCUGAGCUCGAAAGCUACUUCUCCAAUGCCUAUGGACCCCAAAAUUUCUCUCGCAUCUCCAAAGCCCUGACGCGCCCGUCUUGCUACUCCUGUAUACGCGUGAACACACUCAAGACCACGCCCGAUGCCGUCAUUGACAAGUUGACGGCGGUUCUGAAAGAAAACAGAGCUUACAUUUCCAAGUGUGACGUCGCAGGGCUGGACAACGUUGUGUUUGUGAGGGGUUCAGGCCCUCACACCAUUAAUUAUGGUUAUGCUGCAGAUGGGAAGCCUCCAAAGGAGGUUCUUGUGAGCCGGAAAUGUGCCGAGGCAGUUCUUCGAGGUGCCCAGGUGUACGUUCCUGGUGUAUUGGCUUGCAGUGCUCAUGUUGAGAAAGGGGAAUUGGUUGCGGUUUCAGUCUCGGUUGAGCAGCCUGGUGUUGAUGGUGGAUGGGGCGUUGGGAUCACUCGAGGGACUGUGCUGCAAGGUUCACAGACAGAUCCUUAUCAUCUUGAACGAAGUGGGCUGUAUAUCGGCCAAGGAAGAGCAAUGAUGUCAAGGUCCGGGAUGUUCCGUGUUACAGAAGGGCUUGCUGUGGACAUGAGUGACAGAGUAUUUCAUCUGCCUUCCUUUCGUGACGUGCUUGAGGGGCAAAUAUUUCUUCAAAAUCUGCCAAGCAUUGUCGCUGCUCGUGCACUAGAUCCUCAAAAAGGUGAGCGCAUACUAGACAUGUGUGCUGCACCGGGAGGGAAAACAACUGCAAUAGCAAUUCUUAUGAAGGAUGAAGGAGAAAUCGUUGCUGUUGAUAGAUCUCACAAUAAGGUGCAAGGUAUUCACAAAUUGGCUGCUGAAAUGGGCCUGAGUUGUAUAACCCCAUAUAAACUUGAUGCUCUAAAAGCUGUUUGUGUAAGGAACGAAUCUGAAGAUUUGUCUGAUCCAUCUUGUGCUAAGGAUAAUCAUGGUGGACACAUUCAAGAUUCCAACUUCAUGAAGUCAGAAGUAGAGAAAAUUGAAUCAAUUACUUUUGAAAGGUUGAAUGCUGAGAAGGAUUUUAAGAAAGCUGUUAGCAAUGAAAAAGCGAAUGAGAGUUCUUACAUUAGCAAAGCUGACAUCAGGAAGGAAAUGCGAAGAAAACGGAAUGGUCCAGGAAGAAAUCAGUGCUUGGGUGGCAAGGUUGAGAAGUCAAAAGGCUUUGCUCCCCACAGCUUUGAUCGAGUUCUUCUUGAUGCACCUUGUUCUGCCCUUGGUUUAAGACCUCGACUAUUUACUGGAGAGGAAACAAUCGAAUCCUUGAGAAAGCAUGCGAUAUAUCAAAGGAGAAUGUUUGAUCAGGCUGUUCAGUUAGUUCGCCCGGGUGGAGUGAUUGUGUACUCAACAUGUACAAUAAAUCCUGGAGAGAAUGAAGCUUUGGUUCGAUAUGCUUUGGAUACAUAUAAAUUCCUCUCCUUGGCACCACAGCACCCAAGAAUCGGAGGACCUGGUCUUGUUGGGCGCUUUGAAUUUCCUGAUGGAUAUGCUGAGGAGUGGCUAAGACCUGGUGAGGAAGAACUUGUUCAGAGGUUUGAUCCGUCGUCCCCGCUUGACACAAUCGGGUUUUUCAUAGCCAAGUUUGUGGUUGGAUCAAAUGAGGCAGACUUACAAAACUCUUCAUCUUGACAAGAUCAGAACUUCUCCCCUUGAAUACGACAUGUAGUCUAACUCAAAUUCAGAACUUCUCCAUCUGGAAUAUCAUUCAAGGCGGUCUUUCCUUUUAGGUUCAAUAUUUCAUACACUUGAGAAUACCAAUGGAUUAAGAAUACAUCUUCUAUAAGUUUCUGUAUUAAAGAAAAGUUCUUGACAAGUUUAAAUGACAGUUUCCUACAAUUAUUGAA